This is a messenger RNA of Manis javanica (Malayan pangolin), 3032 nucleotides long. RefSeq names its product phosphoinositide-3-kinase regulatory subunit 6 (gene PIK3R6). Gene Ontology annotation, molecular function: 1-phosphatidylinositol-3-kinase regulator activity. NCBI's taxonomy places the organism in Eukaryota, Metazoa, Chordata, Mammalia, Pholidota, Manidae. Gene Ontology annotation, biological process: G protein-coupled receptor signaling pathway; positive regulation of MAP kinase activity. Gene Ontology annotation, cellular component: phosphatidylinositol 3-kinase complex, class IB. The record is from RefSeq and is a predicted model, not a curated record.
GACACGGGGCUCUGGUCUGCAGAUCUAUAAACUGCAGCUGGGACUAAAGACACCCAUUGGGGCUCCUCCAGGACAUCGGGCACUCUGGGGCGGGCAGCCUCCAUGGGCAACGCGGCGGGGAGCUAAUCGGUGGACAGACUUGUGGGGCUGGGCUGCGGCUGAGCCAAGAACCAUCUCCGCACAGUAAAACAACCACUUCACUUUCAUUCUGCCGCCUGAGACAACCACAUCCUCCUCACACAUCCCCAGGCCCCCAUGGAGAGCUCAGAUGUGGAGCUGGACCUCCAGCGGAGCGUGCAGGCUGUGCUCCGGGAGCUGAGCGUCCAGGCCCCGGCCAUGCAGGGACACCAAGGCAUGUGGAGAUGGUCUCUGCACAAGAAGGUUGAGCGAGAUCCUGGCAAGAGUCCAGCGUUGGUCCGAAUUCUGCUCAGAGAACUGGAGAAGGCAGAAAGUGAGGACCUCCGGCAUGUCAUCAUUCCCUUGCUGCACACUCUAAUGUACGUGCUCACCAAGGCCACGGGCAUCACAGAGGAGCUCUACCGGAGAACCUAUGCCUUUUGCAUCAGGUUACUCACCUUGCCCACGCCCUACUGCAUGGUCGCCUUGGACUGUGCCAUAAGGCUGAAAACAGAAGCGGCUGUCCCGGGGACGCUGUACCAAAGGCUGGUCAUUGCCGAACAGAACUUGACAAAUGAACUGUAUCCCUACCAGGAAAGAGUGUUCCUCUUCGUGGAUCCUGAGCUGGUAUCUCCCUCCGUGUGCAGUGCCCUGCUGCUGGAGAUCGAGGCAGCCCAGGUGCAUCAGACGCCAGAGGCCUGCAUGUGCCACGUGGUGUCCCACGCCCUACAGGCAGCUCUGGGAGAGGCCUGCCAGGCAGGUGCUCUGCAAAGAAAGCUGCAGACCAGUCCCCGCCACACCCUGGAGCACUAUUUCCACGCCGUGGUAGCAGCCGUGGAGCAGAUGGCUAGCGAGCCCAGCCCGAGCCGGGAGGGACACCUGGAGAGGCUGGAGGAGAUUUACUGCUCUCUGCUGGGGCCGGCGGCGGCAGCCAGGGGGCGCUGCGGCGGUGACUCCCUCCAAGACCGGCAGCCGGGCAUCCCUCUGCCCAGCCCCCACAUCACCUUCCACCUGUGGACGGAUGAAGAGCAGCUCUGGAAGGAACUGGUGCUCUUCCUGCGCCCACGAUCCUACCUGCGCCUCAGUGCUGACUUGGAGGCCUUGGAUCUGCAGGGCCUCUGGCCAGACCAGGAGUUGGCCCGGGUGUCCGUGCUGUCUAGAGACAGCGGCAUCGAGAGGGACCUUUCUCUAGUGGUCGACGAGCUCUUCGCACCCAGCAGCCCUGAGAUGGAGCGUCCCGGGCUGCAGCGCAAAGGGGGCAUCAAGAAGCGGGCGUGGCACCCAGACAUCUUGAUGCCCGUCAGCUGGGAUGGGUCCCCAGAGCUGCACCGGAGGACUGGCAGGCCCAGUGGGGAUGGGGAACUGCUGCCUGGCAUCUCCCGGCUUUACACCGCCAGGGUGCUGGUGCUGGGGGACGACCGGAUGCUGGGGCGCCUGGCCCAGGCCUACUACAGCCUCAGGAAACGAGAGACCCAGAAGUUUUGCCUCACUCCCAGACUCAGCCUGCAGCUCUACUACAUCCGGGUGCUGGCACCCCAGAAGUCCACAUUGUCCAGGCAUUCCGAGCUCGGAGAGCUGGCCGCCUUCCUGGGCCGUGCAGACCCGUGGUAUGAGAGCAUCGUCAACACGCUGUGCCCAGCCAUCCACAAGCUGGCAGAGAUGCCUCCCUGCCUGGACACAUCCCAGACAGUGGACCCCUUCAUCCUGGAUGUUAUCACCUACUAUGUUCGCAUGGGUACCCAACCCAUCUAUUUCCAGAUGUACACAGUCAAGAUUUUCAGUGACCUGAGCCAAGACCCAACAGAGGACAUUUUCCUCACGGAGCUGAUGGUGAAGAUACAAGACUCUAAGUUCCCCAAAGAUGGUUUUUCACCCAAGAGGAGAGGUGCGGCCGAGGGCCCAGGGGCUGAGCUCUCCAUUUGCUACCAGAAGGCCCUGCUCAGCCACCGGACCCGAGAGGUCACCGUUUCCCUGCGGGCCACCGGGCUGGUCCUCAAGGCCCUUCCAGCCAGUGACACUGAAGGCCCCACACACGGUCCCCCAACUGUUGCUCCUGUUACAGACAACACAUGCCUGACCAUCACAGUAACGGAGGUUGUCAAGUCCUCCAACUUGGCAGGACGGUCCUUCUCUACAGUGACAAACACCUUCCGGACGGCCAACAUCCAGAUCCAGAGCCAGGACCAGAGGCUGCUGACGCUGUUGCUAGACAAGGACAAUCGGCGCGUGUUCAGGGACGUGGUCAGAUUUGAAGUUGCUCCCUGCCCAGAGCCACGUGCUGGGGCCCAGAAGUCCAAGGUGCUGGGGCUCAGUUCACACCAGCAGCAGGAGAUGGAAAGGACCGAAGCCAAGGCCAAGCCCCUUCGAAUGCCCAUCAACACGUUCUCGGGCAUCAUCCAGUGAACCCGAGGGGGCAGCUUCAGCACAGAGCCCCACAGCGGCAGGCCUGGGAGGAAGGCUGCGCUAUGCCACCAGCCCCCAAACACCCAGCCACCAGCCCAACAAGGCCCGGCUGCCUGGGGCAGCUUCUGGCUGUGCCUGGGAGCCCAUGGUACCCGACACACAGGCAUCCUGGCCGUGGGGGUGGUGACGGAGCAGGACCUGCACACAGGCGGAGGAUGGCCUGGGCAAAGCUGCGCAGGGCCCAGCUCCUUGCAUGAUGGUCCACUUCUUCAUUUCUUUUUCAAUUUCCACCUCUUCCGCUCAAGCCGCCCCCCCCCCCCAGCCCUUAAAACCAAAGUGUGAACUGCUGUUCUGGCCAGGGCCCCCUUGGGCUGGGGGGAUGGGAAGCAGGCAAAGGUGGCUCCACCCACUCCUGUCUGUCCCCUUCCCUCUCGGGCCACUGCCCCCUUACCCACAGGCAUCUCUCUGGGUUGAUGGGAAAAUGUCAGAUUCAAUAAAUGCAUACUAAAGUG